AUGCCUCUGAUAGGAUAUGACGGUACUCUCUGCUACCAUCCUUCCGACAACUGUCCAAGACGUUAUGCUUUCUGGGUGUAUGAACCCUCUCUCAUCGUCAACUCAGCUUUCCUUGUGCUCUUCGGUACAUCCUUCAUCACUUUCGUCGUUCAAGGCACUGCAGAUGCAAAGUGGCUUGGUUUCAGUCUAGCCAUGGCUAUUGGUUGCGCGCUCGAGGUUGCUGGCUACGCGGGACGCAUACUAGCCCAGCAAGACAUGUAUGCAGAGACCCCUUUCCUCGUCCAAAUCAUCUGCCUGACCAUCGGUCCCGCCUUCCUUGCUGCGGGCAUCUAUCUCUGCCUCUCGCGUAUCGUCACAAGUAUCGGUCCCGAAUAUUCGCGUAUCAAGCCAUUCUCUUAUCCAAAGAUCUUUAUCCCCUGCGACAUCAUCUCCCUUGUGCUCCAGGCUGUCGGAGGAGGCAUGGCCAGUGUUGCUAUACACAACGGCAAGAAAAUCAAGAAGGGCGACAACGUCAUGGUUGCCGGCCUAGCUUUCCAGGUUGCAACAAUGUUCGCAUUCAUCCUGAUAGCUGUCGACUUCGCCUGGCGCACAUUCCGCAACCAUAAUUUGCUUCCACAAACUACUCAAAAUCAAAGCCAAGUAAAUUCUAAAAUAUCACGGCGAUUCAAGGGCUUCAUCAUCGCCUUGACCUUGUCCACCAUUUGCAUCUUCAUAAGAUGCGUGUUUCGGGUUGCCGAGCUGAGUCAAGGCUGGAGAGGUGAGCUCGCCACGACCCAAAAGUACUUCAUUGGUCUAGAAGGCGCAGUCAUUGUUGCAUCAGUCUUGCUUCUGAACCUCUGCCAUCCAGCGUACUGCUUCAACAAUACCAGGGAUGCAAGGGAUGGGCAACUCAGCAGGAAGAUUUGCUUCUUGAAGAGAAGGUCUGCUGUAAAUCAGAGUGAGGCUAGCGAUGCUGAGCUAACACAAGUCACUGCUACACCGCCAAAGUAA
This is a messenger RNA of Bipolaris oryzae ATCC 44560, 990 nucleotides long. RefSeq lists its product as uncharacterized. Lineage: Eukaryota; Fungi; Ascomycota; Dothideomycetes; Pleosporales; Pleosporaceae. Bases 1 to 990 code for a protein of 329 amino acids. The transcript has 2 exons. The record is from RefSeq and is a predicted model, not a curated record. Gene Ontology annotation, cellular component: plasma membrane; fungal-type vacuole.